CAGAAAUUUCACGACGUUGAGAAAUACAGUUUAGAACGGGCCUACAGCAUCAUCGACCAAAAAUAUUUACAAACAACAUGAGAAUGGAUGACACUCAGGCAGUGUAUUUGGUUUGUCUCACAAAUGAAGGUGGUCUUCCUUUGUUCACGCGAUCAAAGGGCCAAUCAAAGGCAUUGGCCUUUGCGGAGCAAGGCAUGCUGUAUGGGGUUCAGAUGUUUGCCCAGAAUCACGAUGUAGGAUUGCAGAGCACAACCACAGAGGAAGCAAAGGUGGUCUGGAAAGUCUUUCAUAAUAGUGUGACACUAGUGCUGAUUGUACCAGAUGAUGGUUGCAGUGAUGUUCAUCUUAACACGCUACUCGAUCAUAUCUUUCAUACAAUGGUGAUGUUCAUUGGCUUAGACACCCUCGAAAACAUUAAAAAUGUGGAACGGCUAAGGAGAGACCUGAAGGUGUGUUUUGGUGUCAUUGACUUCCUCCUAGUCAACUCAGAGUUUUUUGGGGGCCUGUGCGAAGCUGUAGAUGUCCUGGCAUGCCCAGAGAAUGCUACCCUUCAGGAGCCUCUGGAGGCUUUCAUCAACAGCGCUGAUAGCACCUUUGGCUGUCUGCAUUGCAACGGCCGGCUGGUGACAGCCACAGACAAAUGGUGGAGUCUGACUGGCCAGGAGAUGACGCUCCUCGCUGCCUUCAUCAACACGUUACCCACGGGCACCUCCAGUGAUGUACCCAUUUACCUCCCGCAUGCAAGCCCCAAGGUUCCCCACCGUCUCCUCAGCAUUAGUCUCCUCCCAGGUGUCAUCGUCAGUGUACUGUGUCUGGACACGCCCACUUUAGCCGACGCCCAAGCCACAUUGGUCGAGCCCUCAUGGCGGGCUUACGUUGAGUCGCUCCGGGCCUGUCAGAAGGCCUCGCUAGCUGGCCAGCAUAUACCAAAGAGCCUCAGCGUGGAUUCUGGUAUUCUAGGGUUUCUUCUCGUGAACACAAACCAACACAAGUGUCUUUCGAGUUGCCGCUUGCCCAUACAAGAAGGCAGCGCCGCUGACAGACGUCCCUUGACCCACUCACGACGGAGACAGGUUCUGAAUGCGUUCUACAGGAACACAGUGGGUACGCUGUUCCCGGUAUGCCACAGUCCUCAGAGAACCGAUCCGUCGGGGGAUACGUCGUCCACAUUCAGCCACACCGUCAAGGAGACGUACAUGCACGCCAAAGACCACAAGUGCUAUGCUAUCUAUUCCAAUCCUUACCAGCUGUUUGUUGUGUGCUCUGUGGCUGUUCCCAAUUACGCUCUGAGGUCCAUAUCUGUGGACUUACUCAACACCCUCAGCAAAGACAAGGUCUUCCACGACAGAAGAAAAUCCAGUUGAUAGACUUCAUACCGUUUAAAAGACUUCAUUCAGUCACUGAAUAUUCAUGAGAUAGUUGUCGGUGAAUAUUCAUGAGAUACUGAAAUAUUCAUCAUUGCUGAACUACAUCUCCUCCAGUGCUUAUACCUAAAUUUACUAUUGAAUGGGUUACUCAUUCAAGGAAGUGCAGACAGGAUGAGAAUGAGUGGCUACAAGGAUGACAAUAAUAGGCACUUCAAGUUCAGUCGAAUGUCGCAGUCUUUAGAUGUGCAAUCUGCUGGUGAAGUUCUAAUGAGCACCAAAUCUGAGGGAUUUACUGAGAUUUUUGGUGGUGUGGAUUGAAGAACAAAUGGUAUCUAGUGUCCUACAGUGGCGGAGCACAAAGACUUGGGCUAAGAAGAUCAUUUGAAAUUUGGAUCUCUAUAAAGAUUUAUCCUCCAAAGUCAAAAGUUUGUGUUUUAUCCGUGUGUAUUGAUGAGGCAAAUAUUUGCCAAUAUUGUACCAUUAUGUGCUACAUAAAGCAUUCCUUGGACCAUUUUAGCUCCCUUGGGGAGCAUAAUACAGCCUUAUGCUGCCAUUUUGGCGAAAUCAAACACAAUAACUAUCUCUGACCCUCAGAGCUAUAUUAUGUUAAUUUUACUUCUGGAUGGAGAAGUAAGUUUAGUAAAAGCUGUCAUUUAAAUUACCUGGUGUAGUAAUGAAUUCCAGAUAAUUAAUUAUCAUAUCAUUGUUCGAGUUUUUACAACUAAUACUUUAUAAAAAAAAAUAAAUUACUGCGACUGGUAAACUUAGUAUUUUUGGGAAUGUGUGGUCAUUUUUUUUGUGGGCGUGAGAAAUAAACCAUUUGACGUCA
Messenger RNA from Patiria miniata (bat star), 2196 nucleotides. RefSeq names its product protein fuzzy homolog (gene fuz). The record is from RefSeq and is a predicted model, not a curated record. Gene Ontology annotation, biological process: non-motile cilium assembly; vesicle-mediated transport. NCBI's taxonomy places the organism in Eukaryota, Metazoa, Echinodermata, Asteroidea, Valvatida, Asterinidae. The transcript has 10 exons. Bases 78 to 1364 code for a protein of 428 amino acids.